This is a messenger RNA of Coffea eugenioides, 798 nucleotides long. RefSeq names its product 50S ribosomal protein L18. The coding region runs from base 68 to 577 and encodes 169 amino acids. Gene Ontology annotation, molecular function: 5S rRNA binding; structural constituent of ribosome. The record is from RefSeq and is a predicted model, not a curated record. Gene Ontology annotation, biological process: translation. NCBI's taxonomy places the organism in Eukaryota, Viridiplantae, Streptophyta, Magnoliopsida, Gentianales, Rubiaceae. Gene Ontology annotation, cellular component: ribosome. The transcript is spliced from 5 exons.
CUAUCGGGUUUUGUUUAGAGAUCGUGGCACCAUACUGGGUUCUUGUAACGAAAUCCUCUGGACCUGAAUGGCGGCAAUGGGUGCAUUAACUUCCGGGUUGCAGCAGCUGCAGUUGAAGACUUGUCAGCUCUUUGGAACUUCUGAUCUGCAUCACUUUGAUAACAUCCUUCCCAAGAAACGAGCUUCUCUGAAGCCAUUCGUGAUUGAAGCAAAGGCCAAUGCGAAGACUGAGAGUGCAAAAACCCGAAACAUUAGAUUGAGAAAAAAGUUUAAUGGCACAGCAACAAAACCAAGGCUAUCAGUUUUCUGUUCAGAUAAGCAGCUAUAUGCUAUGGUAGUAGAUGAUCAGAACAAAAGGUGUUUGUUCUACGGCAGCACUCUACAGAAAUCAAUUCGCCAGGAUCUAUCUUGCACCACCAUUGAAGCAGCUCAACGUGUUGGUGAAGAGCUCGUCAAGGUGUGCAUCGAUCUUGACAUAAAUGAAAUUUCAUCAUAUGAUCGCAAUGGUCUUGCAAGAGGAGAUAGAAUGCAGGCAUUUGAGAUUGCCAUUUCUCGUCAUGGGUUCUUGCCACGAUAACAUUGCAAUAUUCAGAUUAAUUGUUCUUAUUCACACUGGUUGUAGCAAGAAAAGGGGAGCCUGCAUGUUUGUGAGUUCUCAGAUUGUAAAAAGCCUCCAAAGGAUCCUACAUACGGUUUGAUAUGAUGUUUAUAUUACCUACUGCUGUUAGCCUGUUACUGGGUAUAGGUGCUUCUUUAAGUGCUUUUAUGUACUCUUUUUCCAGGCAGAAUGUUCUGCGA